Messenger RNA from Bactrocera oleae (olive fruit fly), 928 nucleotides. It is a transcript of the gene Tcs5, whose product is annotated as TP53 regulating kinase. Lineage: Eukaryota; Metazoa; Arthropoda; Insecta; Diptera; Tephritidae. Gene Ontology annotation, molecular function: protein serine/threonine kinase activity; ATP binding. Gene Ontology annotation, biological process: protein phosphorylation. Gene Ontology annotation, cellular component: EKC/KEOPS complex; cytosol; nucleus. The record is from RefSeq and is a predicted model, not a curated record.
GCUGGUAGCUCUGCAAUUUGUGCGUAAACAGCUGAUUGCCUUAUUUAUGAAUAUUUUUGGAGCGGUUUCUUUACUUAUUUUAAGUUAAUUUGUGUAUUCUUAAGUUCAUACAUUGCAAAUGGAGGUUUUAAAGCAAGGCGCAGAAGGUCGCCUUUACCUUGGUGAAUUUAAAGGAGAAAAGUGUUUGGUAAAAGAGCGUUUUAUUAAACAUUACCGUCAUCCAGAAUUAGACACACAGAUUACAAGACAACGAAUCAAAGCGGAGACAAAAGCGGCUACUCGAUGUCAAAACGCUGGAAUAUUAGCACCACGUAUUUUGCAUACUGAUCUAAAUGAACGUAAAAUUUAUAUGGAAUAUUUUGGAGACGCCAUCACGGCCAAAGAAUUAAUUCAACGUGUUGUAGCUGAUCAUACAGUGGAGACAGCGGAAGUAGUUUUGAAAAAUCUUUGCAGACAAGUCGGUACAAUAAUUGGAAAAUUGCAUGCAAAUAAUAUAAUACAUGGGGACCUGACAACUUCUAACAUACUUAUCAAUCCCAAAAGUGAAAAUAAGGAUUUUAAAGAUCACGACGUUAUCUUUAUUGAUUUCGGAUUGAGUCAUUACAACCAAGCAGCGGAAGACAAAAGUGUCGAUUUAUACGUACUGGAAAGAGCGCUUCUUAGCACACACAGUGAGCAACCAUAUCUAUUUGAUUACAUUUUAGAAGCUUACCGUAAAGAAUGUGGCAAGGAUGAAGGAGCUAUUCUUUCUAAAUUCGAAGAAGUGCGAGCCCGGGGACGAAAACGUACUAUGAUUGGCUAAAAAGACGUUUAUCGAAAAAUUUGUUUCAUUUUUAUUUUAUUAUCAAAAGCUUGAUUGACUCUUAAUCCUAACAUAGCUUGUAAACACAACAAAAAAUAAAACAUAGAGCAAAUUUUACUACUCUAA